GGUAAAGUCGUAGUGACAAUUUCAAUGCAAUCACAUGAUGUCACUGACGAAGAUAAAGAUGAAUUGACUUAUGGUCAGCCUAUUAAAAAAGGAAUUUUGUUAGUUGAAUUAUAUGAUACUGGCAUUGGCAUGGAUCAAGGAUACAUAAAACAUGCAUGGAAAAGUUAUUCACAAGGUGAUAUGUCAAUAACUAAGAUGCAAGACGGUACAGGACUUGGCCUUUCAAUUUGUAAAAGUCUA
Messenger RNA from Racocetra persica, 240 nucleotides. NCBI's taxonomy places the organism in Eukaryota, Fungi, Glomeromycota, Glomeromycetes, Diversisporales, Gigasporaceae. The record is from the annotation of a GenBank genome assembly.